Molecule: messenger RNA, 4055 nt
Organism: Rattus norvegicus (Norway rat)
Lineage: Eukaryota; Metazoa; Chordata; Mammalia; Rodentia; Muridae
Source: RefSeq, a predicted model, not a curated record
GCUCGCGUUUUGUCUGGACGCUGGUUCGUUCUUCCCAGCUUUGCUGAGAGCUAUGUGGGCAAUUCCAGCGGCUCUGCUGACCUAGUCCAGAAGGAAAAAUCUUCAGGCUUGCCAAGUUCAGGAAGACCCCGUGGCUACAGAUGGGCAGUAAUCCCUGUGCCAGGUAGCAUCCUGAACCAACUUUGAGGAUCAACAGGAAGUUGCUGGGUAGCAACCACUGAGGAUCCUAACUUACUGCUGCAGUGACCUGGAAAGAGAAGAAAACCAAAAUUGCAACCAUGACGAAGAUAACUAGAGUUGGUUCCGCAUCCCCUCCAGAUGGAGGCUGGGGAUGGAUGAUUGUGGCCGGCUGCUUUCUUGUUACCAUCUGCACCCGGGCAGUCACCAGGUGUAUCUCCAUAUUUUUUGUGGAGUUUCAGACGUACUUUGCUCAGGAUUAUUCCCAAACAGCAUGGAUCCAUUCCAUUGUAGACUGCAUGACAAUGCUCUGUGCUCCGCUUGGGAGUGUUGUCAGUAACCAAUUAUCCUGUCAAGCGGGGAUCAUGCUGGGUGGCUUGCUGGCAUCUACUGGUCUCAUCCUGGGCUCAUUUGCCACCAGUUUGAAGCACCUCUACCUCAGUCUGGGAGUUCUCACAGGUCUUGGAUUUGCACUUUGUUACUCCCCAGCAAUUGCCAUGGUGGGCAAGUACUUCAGCAGGCGGAAAGCCUUCGCUUACGGGAUUGCCAUGUCAGGCAGUGGCAUUGGUACCUUCAUCCUGGCCCCUGUGGUUCAGCUCCUCAUUGAACAGUUCUCCUGGCGAGGAGCACUGCUCAUUCUUGGUGGGUUCGUUCUGAAUCUCUGCGUCUGCGGCGCGCUGAUGCGUCCAAUUACCCUUAAAGAGGACCCGUCAGGCCCAGAGAAGAGUCACGACCGUGACGCUCAGAGAGAAGACUGUAAGCAGGCAUCUCCCUAUUCACCUUUGACCAAAGAAUGGACAGAGACCCGUCUUUGCUGCUCUUUGCAGCAAGGAUACGGCUUUUUACUGAUGUCAGACUUCGUCGUGCUGGCUGUCUCUGUUCUGUUCAUGGCCUACGGCUGCAGCCCUCUCUUUGUGUACCUGGUGCCUUAUGCUUUGAGUGUCGGAGUGAGUCACCAUCAAGCUGCUUUCCUCAUGUCCAUCCUCGGAGUGAUUGAUAUUGUCGGCAACAUCACGUUUGGCUGGCUAACUGACAGAAGGUGUCUGAAGAAUUACCGAUAUGUUUGCUACCUCUUUGCUGUGGCACUAGAUGGGCUGUGCUAUCUGUGUCUCCCAAUGCUUCAAAGCUUCCCCCUUCUUGUGCCUUUCUCUUGUACCUUUGGCUACUUCGACGGAGCCUACGUUACCUUGAUCCCAGUAGUGACUGCAGAGAUAGUAGGGACCACCUCUUUGUCAUCAGCACUUGGCGUGGUCUACUUCCUCCAUGCAGUGCCAUACUUGGUGAGCCCACCCAUUGCAGGAUGGCUGGUGGACACGACGGGCAGCUAUACUGCAGCCUUCCUUCUUUGUGGAUUUGCCAUGAUAUUUAGUUCCAUCCUGCUUGGCUUUGCCAAAAUUGCAAAAAGAAUGAAAAGAACACAGGUGCCCUUCCUGGUCAAAGACUCAGAUCCCAAGCUGCAUCUGUGGACCAAUGGAUCAGUGGCCUACUCUAUAGCGAAGGAGUUAGAUCAGAAAGAUGAGGAAUCCCUGGCUAAAGCUAGGACUGGUUGCAAUCUCACAUGACCUGUGUGGCCUUGUCCUGGGAAUCUGCAAGGCUGGUGGAUACCAGGCCACCAGGUUGUUCACAGUCUGGAAAUAUUUUAUUUUGACAGAGUAUCACCUCCCAAGUAAAUUAUUAAUACUGUUUUGUUAACAUAUUUAUAUGGGGACAAUAAUGAGCAACAAAGAAAUCUGGAGUUAGCCUGGAGUUUUCUCAUUCAGGAUUUGUACUCACUACAAACUUAGCUCUGGGAGAAGGGCAGGACACAGUUGACAGGGUCAGUUGUAUUUCAGGACAACUCUAAGCAGAGGCCACUGUGAAGAGUUUUCAUAAAAUCUGCCCCACCCCCUCAUUCUGAACAGAAGCAGUGGUGGUUGUGCUGGCAGUGGGGAUGCAGAGGUGACUUGAGAACAGAGCGCCUCAAUGUUUAGAGUGGCAAAGAAAUUCUUGAGACUCUUUGAAAGGCAAUGAUAAAUUAAUGUACAACAGACACUCUCUUAUCCAUUUCCCAGCCAACCAGUAACCAGUGCCUCUUCCAAUGGGUAGCCAUCACUUUGAGAGACCCAACAGUCAUCAAACACUAUGGCUGGAACAGACUUUAGAGAGUGGCUUGUGGUAAUACUUUAUUUGUAACUGUCUUGUUGAAACAGAAGCUCUUUUCUUCAGACCGUCCCCCCGACCCCCGACACUCACCCUGUCAUUACUGCAUACUGACUCUAAAUGUAACACAACUCGUUCAAUGUUGGGACAACUGCUACAUCUUUCCUGAAGUGAUUGUAAUACCCCAGGAAUCCUCAGCUUUUUCUUCUCUUUGAAAAAAAAAGGUUCUAAUUUGAACUUUAGGCACAUUCCUUUUAGGAAUAGAAAAAUGUUGACAGUAUUCCAGUUGAGCAGUAAUUGAAUUCCUGAGUCAGCAGUCGUUAGAGUCAUCAUUAUCCAAAAGAGGGGUUGGGGGUUUUCUUAUCAUACAAAUGUUCUAAAGAUGGCCUUUGGAGUUCACCAUAUCCCUUGUUGGAUCAUAGUUAUAAAUCUGACUCAUUGGCUUAGAAGUGUCUGCUCCAUCGCUUCUCGGCCUUUUGGCUAAGAUCAAGUGUAGAAGUGUCUGCUCCUUCUCGGAGGCCAGACUUUGCAGGGACAUGAAAUCCUUUCUGAAUUUUCAUAUCAGAGAAAAGUACAAAAAAGAAGAAAGGUGGGGCCACAUCUUAUCCCCAGCUGUUUUAAUAUCCACACAAUUAAGAGUCCUGAAUCCCCAAUCAGGUACCAUUUUCAAAGAAGGACAAGUUAUAUAAUAAAAGGGGGAUGUUUUCAAUUGUUCAAGAGUUUAAAUGCAAGUCACAAGGAAACGUUGUGAACUCAAUGACCAUUUAACCUACUGUCCCCAAGAAGCCUCAGAGUGGCUUUUGCCAGACAUGGUGCUGGGAGAAAUAACAAAGCGUUGAGGGAUGGCUGAGGUGACUGAGUUCUCACUUGAACUGAGUAUGUUUGUGUUGCUAUACUGCUUUCAUAAUGAGAUACUGGCUUGAUUCGAUGGAGAGAUCGGCACUACUCACAUUGUAGUUUUUCACAGAAAAAUGUGAGUGUCCUGUCUUUACUCAGUCUGGGACUUUAGUUUUGAAUCCAUUCACUGUGUUAUUUGCAAUUUUAAAAAUACUUUGAGGAGAUCUGUAAAAAUUCAAAGUCAAAAUUGAAUACUCAAAAUAUAUUCAAGAUGAAAUACUUGUUUUGGAAUAGCACUUUACCCUAAAUGUCAUUUUUAAUCAUAAAAAUGCUUUUUCUUAAAAAAGUAAGUACUCUUAUUUGUAUGUUUUUAAAGAAUUGAUUGUAAAUUUUGUUUGUGUGAUUCUAUAAUAUAGUUUCUCUAUUGUGUUUAUAAAAAACUAGGAUAAUGAUCAAAGGUUUUAAACUUAUAUAAAACAUUUUAGAUCUUUUGACUUUAUCCGUGCAAUAAAUUUGCAUUCUAACUUUCUUGGGAAAACAUUUUUGAAGAACCAGUAAGAAAAACUGUAGAUCUUACAGUUUACAGUUUGGUCACCUGCACAACAUGUUACUAAAACAUUUUCUCCAUGUAUUUAAACAGUUGGUUCCAAAGCUAAGGAAUUCAUAGGAAUGGGGCAUUUUGUGGAGUCAAGAAUAAACCAGUAGAGAAAUUAUUUUAUGCCUUAAAUAUUUGUUCACCCAACUGUAGGUUCACCUUUGUAACUAAGUAGGAAAACAAGACAGAAUCUAAAUUUUCAAUGUGCUAUUUUUUCUGUUGCUUAAAUUAGAAUUCUACUAAUGAAUCCGAUGUGUAGGCUAAUGUUUUCCUAGUUCAAAGGCAAAAUAAAAUGGAUUUAUACUCA